AUGAAGAAUUGGUCCCACAAUCCCAAGGACGAUAAGGAGUCCAGGCGGGUGGCCCUCUUCGUCGAGAAGAACAAGGAGGAGACCAACCUCUGCACAGAUGACCUCGUCAUGACUUUUCUCUCGCGCCGGGUCCUGCCCCUUCAGCGCCGCGCCCAUAAGAUCAGCCGGAUGUCCGGCCGGAUGGACCCGACAAGGAUCACCACCCAUUCGUUGAGCCCCCCUGACUUGGUCCUUAAGGCCAAACAGAUCUGCCAGAACACGCUGAAGCCUAGCGGGAAAUACGGGGUGCUCCUUUAUAGUCGCAGCAACUCUCCCCCGCGCCGAGUAAGAUCUCGGGAUCUCCGGAAAAACUUUCUUCCGCUUGAAGAGCCAACCUCUUACGCCCCCAACCGGCGUUUCCACGACGACUGCGACGCUGACCCCUACGUGAAAGGGAGACACAAGAUGGGUCCGACGCACGUCAGGCAUCCCGAUCUUCGCUCAGCCGGUGCGAACCCUCAGGUCGUGGACCACGCGGCUCACCUGGCAGCCGAAGUUGGCCAGGAGUUCCUGGACAACUUGGCCUCCCGGGGGCGGAAGAACAAGGCUCCGGCCCCUGAGGCAGGUCCCAGCGGAGCUCCGCCCGCCAAGCACCUCAAGAAGAAGAGUGGCGACAAUCCUUAUGGGCGAAAGCACAGGCAUGAGAUGUCGGUCACUGCCGGGGCGCCCCUGACUCUCACCAGGAGCGCGCCAGGGAUUAGGCCGGAAGCUCCCGCGGACUCUGCCAGGAACUCUCCUCCUCCUCACACAAGUCUGGUACCUUCGGGUACCGGCAAAUCUCCAGCCUCCCCUCGGGGAGGCAAUACAAGUUUGGGGCGUGCGGCCCCUGAACCUUCAAACCCCCACGCGGAGGAGGAUUUCAUCUCCCCUCCUGAUAUUGAAGACACCGGCGCCAGCAACAUCGGCGCCGAUACCGAAGAUGUGGAUCGGGCGGAACCUCCGGUUCCUCCCACUCCCAAAAAGAAGAAGAAGAGAGCUGCUGCUCCCCCCACCAAGACUGUGUCGGAUCCUUCCGCACGGACAAACUCUUCACCGGUCAAGGAAACGUCGGAAGCUCCUUUGCCGGCAAAGGAUGCGCCAUCGCCACCUCCGGCACCUCCAACCGGCGAACCUACUCCUGCCCCCGAGCCACCUCGCCCGGAAGGCGCUAACUUCACCGCUCAACAACUUGCUGCAGUGGUAACCGUGACGACUGCGUCGCCUUUCGGCUCGCAUUCCCUAGUGUUGCACGCCAGCCGCGCCGCUGUUGUGGCCAGCGAGAAGGCUUCAGCUCAGUUGGGCCGGAUCACCGAGCUCAGCCGUGGUGAAGUCGACUUGGGCCCGCUGCGUGAAUACGCGGACAAGUGGAACCGGGCGGAUCUGUCUCCCGCCACCCGCGGCCUGGGCAAGGACAAGCUGCCGGUCGUGGACCCUUCUGGCCCGAGCAGCAUGGCGCAACAUCUCAGCCGGCUGAAGCAUGCGGUGAAGGAGUUCGACACGGCCUGGCAUGACGCCAGCUCCAAUGUGGUGCUCUUUGUACAACUGCCCUUCCGGAAGCCUCGCUCGAGGACCUCUCCGCCCAGGUCUGCGCUCAAAGCUAAAAAGGAGCGGCUCGCCCUCGACCACCGCAAGGCUCUGGAUGCUCAGAAGAAAGUUUCUGCUGAGCUGAAGGACAAGCUCAUCCAAGUUGGGCUCCAGCAUGCGCAGGAGCUCAAGGAUGCCCAAGCUGCCGGUGAGGCCAAACUGGAUGAGGCGCUGAAGGAAUUCAGCGAUGCUAGCGGGCAGCUGCAGAGGGAGUUGGAGGAGUCCAGGCUGCUGAAGGAGGCGCAGGACCGGAACACCACGCUUGCGUCAGACUAG
Messenger RNA from Lolium perenne, 1878 nucleotides. NCBI's taxonomy places the organism in Eukaryota, Viridiplantae, Streptophyta, Magnoliopsida, Poales, Poaceae. The record is from RefSeq and is a predicted model, not a curated record.